Molecule: messenger RNA, 4844 nt
Organism: Xenopus tropicalis (tropical clawed frog)
Lineage: Eukaryota; Metazoa; Chordata; Amphibia; Anura; Pipidae
Gene: a2ml1c
Product: alpha-2-macroglobulin-like protein 1 C
Exons: 36
Coding region: 205-4611 (1468 amino acids)
Cellular component (GO): extracellular region
Molecular function (GO): endopeptidase inhibitor activity
Source: RefSeq, a predicted model, not a curated record
GGAGGACUGACAAUGGCGUAACUAUAGGUUAAUAGAGAGAAUACAAAUACAAAUUGGGAGAGACCCCAAACCAGGGGGUGGGCAGGGAAAGGAACGGAUGCCAGCAGAUUAUUAUGGAAGAAAAGCCACAGAAGUCUCAGGUAUAAUACAGGAGCAGAGAUUGUCCUGCAGCUUCCAGACAUCUGUUUCUGGACUUCUCAGAAGAUGUUCCUUCUGCUGCUCUUCUGCUCUCUGAUUUGGAAAGUAUUCGCACAGGCUGCAGCCCCGUACUAUAUACUGUUGGCGCCCGCGGAGGUUCAUUAUCCCUCUACUGAGAGAGCAUGUGUCCAUGUCAGUGGAGCACGAGAGAAUCUGACUCUUACAACUACCCUACAGACAGAGGGACGAGACACAACCCUGUACCAACAUCACCUAACAGAGGCCACUCAGAUACAAUGUUUCUCCUUUCAGACUCCUCCACCAGCAGGCGGCACGGAGGAAGUGGCCACUAUUCAUAUAUCAUUGAUGGGAAAAACCACAGAAAUAACUGAGAGUAAGCAAAUCUUAAUCCGCAGUGUUGCUGUGUCCACCAUCAUUCAAACCAGUCAACCCAUUUACAAGCCAGGUCAAACAGUGAAAUUUGGAAUCCUAAGCUUUGACAGGGAAUUCCGCGCUGUAAAUGACAAGUGUCCAUUUGUCGAGCUAAAGGAUCCUAAUGGGAACCAGAUUGGGCAGUGGUCAAAUCUUACCCCACAUCAAGGCUUCAUAGACCUGUCCUUCUCUCUGGCCCCAGAGGCAGCUCAAGGAACAUACAGUAUCCAUACGCCCAAUGGUCAUCAGAAAUUCCAUGUGUUGGAGUUCACGAUACCUAAAUUUGAAGUCUUUGUCCUGCUUCCUUCCGUGGUGACCCUUCUGGAUAAGGCGUUCCAGUUGAAGGUGUGCGGCAGGCACACCUUCGGGAAACCCGUUCAGGGUAAUAUUAGCGUCAGGCUUUGCCGCCGUGUGGUGAAAUAUUACUGGGGCCCUUACCCACGCCCACAAGAUAUAUGCACUGUAUACAAUGGGCAGACUGAAAAAAAUGGCUGCAGGACAUGGGAGAUACUUACAGAUUCCUUCCAGCUACGUUCCUACAACUACCAGGCUAACUUCGAAGCCUCGGCUUUUCUUGUAGGACGUGAAACAGGGGUUCAAAUCAAUGGUACUGGGAGCUGCCGUAUAUCAGCUAUGAUUGCCAAGGUGACCAUCGAUGGCUCAGAAAUAUCGGAAUCUUAUUACAAGACUGGCCUCCGAUACAGGGGAACGAUGAGAUUAGAAGGUGCGGACGGAAAACCUAUGAAAUCCAAGACUCUGUAUCUCGUAGAAGAGUAUGACUCGGAGUCCAGGGAAAGGCCGUAUGAAACAGAUGAAUCUGGCCAGGCUCCAUUUACAUUGGAUACAAGGCUCUGGAACGGAAACACAGUCUGGCUGUCGGCCAGAUACCAGAAAGAAAAUAUGGAAUUUGUCUAUGGGGAGCUGAAUCCUUAUUACCAAGAUGCCCAUCAGACCUUGCAGCCAUUUUCUGCCAUUACUAACAGCUUCCUAAAGGUCCAACCAGUGGAUCAUACUCUGUUGUGCGACCAGCAGUACCCAAUAGAGAUUGACUAUCUGAUCCGUGGGAGCGAGCUUGGUAGAGAACAGAACUCCUUGGAACUACACUAUGUGGUCAUGGCCAAAGGGGAACUGGCAUUAAAUGGCAAGCUGGAGCUAAAUGUCAGCAGAGACUCAGUUUUGACAGGCACUAUAGAGCUCCCUCUCCUGGUGACAGCUGACAUCGCUCCAAAGGCACAAAUUCUGGUUUAUGCAAUACUUGCCAACGGCUGGGUAGCAGGCGAUACCGAGGAGUUCAGAGUCGACAAGUGCUUUAAAAACAAGGUGACUGCUGGCUUCUCCGACUAUGAAAAGACCCCUGGAUCAAAUGUGUCCCUUCAUCUACAAGCAUCCCCGGGGUCUCUGUGUUCCCUGAGAGUGGUUGAUGAGGGCAUCAUUUCUCUCCGACCUGAAGCUGAGCUCUCUAGUGAUUUGUUGUACAGUUUCGUCUCAGUGAGAAAUCAGUAUGGGUAUCCAUAUCGAGUGCGGGAGGAUGACCCCAUCUGUUGGAGUCCAAGCCCACGGUUCUCCAAGCGCUCACUGAAUGGCCAUGAGCGCCAGAAACGGCACAUCAACUGGAGGACUCCAAGGUCUCUUGAUAUGUUUAAACUUAUCAAGAGAAUGGGAUUAAAGAUUCUCACAAACACCAUAGUGAAGAAGCCGAAAGAAUGUCAUGUCUACCCACCAGUUGCUGCCUUGUCACGUUAUGAUUUAUCUGUUGAUCUAUUUAACCCUCCACCAUCACCUCCUGUUAUGGUCGAUGACUUAGUGGAUAUUUUGGGCCAAUCAAGCCCGACCCUUACUGAAGUCAAGGAAAAAAUACGAAAAGACUUUCCGGAAACAUGGAUCUGGCAUUUUAUACCACUUGGGAACUCGGGGCAAGCCAGUAUGGAGCUGAAGGUGCCAGACACGAUUACCGAGUGGAAAGCUAAGAUGCUAUGCAUGGGGGAUACAGGCCUGGGUCUCUCACCCACAGCCACCCUAAGAGCCUUCCAGCCGUUUUUCAUAUAUAUGACUCUCCCAUACUCUGUGGUCAGGGGGGAGUCAUUCCCCGUUAAAGCCUCGGUCUUUAAUUUUAUGAAUAGGACUCUAAUGGUAACUUCCACACUUAAAGAGUCUCCCAAACUGAAGCUGACAGGGUGCCCGGCCUGCCUCUAUACACAGUGUGUGGCUCCUGGGGAAACCAAAGUCUUUGUCUGGGAAGCGACAGCUCUGGGACUGGGCUCAGCGCAGGUUGAGGUCAGGGCGGAAGCCAUCCCCACGGGAGAGUUAUGUGGGGGAGAGGUACCAACUGUGCCUGAAGAUGGCGCUCUUGAUAUUCUGAUUAGACCACUGGAAAUUAAGCCAGAAGGGAUGCCCGUUGAGAAAUGCCAGAAUUUCCUGCUCUGCGCUGAAGAGAAUCUCUCCUCCCAAGCGGUUUCCAUCAGCCUGCCCCCAGAUAUGGUGCCGGACUCUGCUAGAGCCGAGAUUUCUAUUGUGGGGGACUUGAUGGGAAAACCUCUAGAGAAUGUAGAGAACCUUCUUGAUCUUCCAACUGGCUGUGGAGAACAGAACAUGGCGAAAUUUGCUUCAAACCUAUAUGUAUUGAGAUACCUUGAAAAUACGAAUCAGCUAACGGACACUGUGAGAGUAAGAGGGGAGGUCUACCAGGCGCAUGGGUACCAGCAGGAGCUCAAUUACAAGAGAUUGGAUGGCUCAUUCAGUGCCUUUGGGGAGAAAGACGAAGAGGGGAACACGUGGCUGACAGCAUUUGUCAUGCAGAUCUUUUAUGCAGUCUCCCAUUUCAUCUCUGUGGACGAGAAGCACUUGUAUGAGGCUAUAGCCUGGCUGAAGAGCAAUCAACUGCCCAGCGGCUGCUUCAUACGCAGAGGGACGCUCUUCAAGUCUUCUUUGCAGGGGGGUGUGAAUGAUGAAACCACACUGACUGCAUAUGUGGCUGCCGCUAUAUUACAGAUAAAGUGGACUGAGGAGGAUGAAAUGUUGCAGAAAGCACUGCAGUGCCUGCAGAACUCUUUGCCAAAUGUGACCAGUACCUACGCCAUGGCUCUUCUCAGCUUCACUUUCACUUUGGCUAAAAACUUCGAGUUAAGGAAUUCACUCCUGAGAAGCCUCUAUGAGAAAGCGACGAUAACAGAUGAUCAAGUUUACUGGCUUUUGAACCCCAACCAAGCUCCUCCAACCAAAACCUCUCCAUGGGCUCAGCCAAAUUCUCUUCAGGUGGAGGCAGCAUCCUAUGUGAUCCUGUCCCACCUCAGCCUGGAAAACCCCACCAAGAAUGAUAUAUGUAAUGCAUCGAAAAUAGCUUCAUGGCUCAGACAACAACAAAAUCCACAUGGAAGCUUUGGAAGCACCCAGGACACAGUGGUGGCCUUUCACGCUCUUUCCCGAUAUGCUGAAAUUUCAUACACUGGGCAUUUGGGAUUAGAAGUGACAGUGGAGUUGGCAGAAGAAGGAGGAGCCAAACACCAGUUCUGGGUGGAUAACAAGACACGAUUCCUGCUGCAAAAGACACGGCUUGACAAGGUUCCUGGAAAUUACACUACACGGGUGAAGGGCGAAGGCUGCGUGAACCUACAGGUUAUACUGAAAUACAACACAAAGCCUGCUGGGAAAAGCCCGGCCUUCGAACUGAGACUCCGCUCCAGUGAGGACAGCUGCCGGAAUCAAUCUGUAUCCUGCUAUAACCUCACCAUCUGUGUACAGUACACUGGGCAACGUCAGAAAACCAACAUGGUACUGAUUCAAGCGGAUUUGUUGUCUGGCUUCAGUUCCAUUCCAGAGACUAUAAACGAGCUUGAAAACCACCACCUGGUAAAGAAGAUUGAAAUCAAAAUGGAUCAAAUAGUGAUUUAUAUCGAUGAGCUCUCUCAUGAAACUCAAUGUUUCUCCUUCCUGGCAAGGCAAGACGUCCUGGUAGAGAAUCUGGCAUCACAGCUGGUGAAGGUGUACGACUUUUACCAAAGAGAAGAAGAAGUCGAUGCGAUGUACAACCUGCCCAGGCUUUAAGAUGGAGACCUUUCAGGUUUAGUUUCCUGGGAGGAAUGAAUAGUGGGUACCAGCCAGCAUGAAGAGCAAUAACUGGAGGAUGGGGCAAGAUGGUUGAGGAACUGACUGGUGGAGAAACCCUGAGAGGGAAGACAAAGGAUCCAUUGAGUCAAAAUCAUUUUUGUAUUAGGGAAAAAGUGUGUGGAAUUACUGUAAAUUACUGACUAAUAAAAUAUUGUCUUUGUCUACAAUCA